This is a messenger RNA of Glossina fuscipes, 2456 nucleotides long. RefSeq names its product N-alpha-acetyltransferase 35, NatC auxiliary subunit homolog (gene Naa35). Gene Ontology annotation, biological process: N-terminal peptidyl-methionine acetylation. Gene Ontology annotation, cellular component: NatC complex. The record is from RefSeq and is a predicted model, not a curated record. The transcript has 7 exons. The coding region runs from base 87 to 2435 and encodes 782 amino acids. Lineage: Eukaryota; Metazoa; Arthropoda; Insecta; Diptera; Glossinidae.
CGAAAUUUUUUGGAAAUUAAACUGCAGAAAGAAAAAAAAAAUUGAAAAUAGAAAGACUUGUACAUGAAGAAAAUCGCUAUUUGGGAAUGCAUUCGGUAAUUAAUGAACUGGGUUUUCAAGCGGCGGCAGCCGCGGCAGCUGCUGCGGCUGUGACGUCGAAUAUGCACUUUGCUGCAGCUGCCGAUUCGAUUGAAUCAGAAAAUUUAGAUCAGCGGCCGUUCUCGAUAGAAGAUUGCGGUUUUAUGGAUCCUGAAAUGCAGCAUACAAUGCGAACAAUAGAUGAUGCCAAUGAAUAUCCCAAGUUCGGUUGGGUUGAUAUAACUUCUGAGUUUAUGUCGGCGUGCUCGGAAUUAAAUUUAGGUGAAUUGGCCCAAGACAUGUUAUUUGGUCUAUUUGAGGCUAUGUCAGCAAUUGAAAUGAUGGAUCCGAAAAUGGACGUGGGAAUGGGCUAUAAUCGCAACGAUACGAAACCGCAUACCUUUGAAACGGCAGUUGACGCUGGCGUUUUAAAGCUAAACAAUCUCUCCUAUGAGGAUCUGAUUGGUAUCUUUGACGCGUUGUUUGCUUGUAUGGUUUCUUGGCUGGAGGGUAAUUCCAUGGAUCAAGUGCUAUUCACAUGUUUGUAUUUACACGCGCCAGCUAAAAUUGAAGACAAAGCAUUGCGGUCCUUUUGCCACGCGGUACGCCAUUUAAUAAUACACAUUAAAAAUAUUAUUAUCUCAAGUAGCGUUAACGAAGAAGAGGACUUUCAAUUAUAUGGUAAUUCAUCGCUGUUGGCCAACGAAGAGUCGCCGUCAGCGUCGUCAAUUGGCGGACUGUUAAAAGAAAGUGAAGACGAAUUGGUUAGACAUAGCAAAUCAUCGAAUCAGCCCGAAGAUAUAAUGGCCGUUGUACAUCGUUUACGUUUUAUGCGUCAUUUCUAUCAGUCGUUGUAUUUAUUUGACUAUGCCAUGACUAAUUCCGUCGAUGAAGGCAAUAUCAAUGAGAUUUAUAAACAUUUGAAUGCUUCCUUAGAGCUAAUACCGCAAAUCAAAAAAACCAUUGAAAAAGGUACACAACCUAUAUCGGGCUCCGAUUGUCCUAAUCCAAUGGGCUUCUCGCCGCGCAUUCAUGAUCGCAGUCAGCCGCCCACGUUUCCUCGUAGUGUUAAAAUGCGUGAUCGCCCCUCCAGCCUAAUGUUCCUAGAGGAGUUAGUGCAGCGUUUGAAAUAUUCAUGUAAAAUUAUACGUAUGCGUGAUUACUAUACUGCUUUGAACUUUUUUAUAGAAUUCAGUCGUAAGUCGGGCCACUGCAUAUUAUCCCGUAGCAUUCUACAGGGUUUGUUCAUUUCGAAUAGACGUCUGAUUUUUGGAUCGAUGCAAAUUAAAGAUUUUCUUUGGGAUUCGGUGCGCGCUUUCAAUAAUCCACCUGUAAUGAAUCCAAAAAAUGCUCUAGCUGCUGACCGUGACAUUCAAGUGAUGCUGGAUAAUUUUUUUAAAUACUGCUCGAGUACUUUUACUCAAUUUAUACGAAUUUGCGGCUUCAAUCGGGCGCGUCAACGCGAUAAACUGGCCCGUUUCAUAGAAAGUUUUGACAGCAUUCAAGUAGAGGCUGCUAGGCUCGACUCACAACUAAGUUUAAUGUCCAGUGAAAAAGCGGCUGAGGGCAACGGGGCAGCCGCUACAACACUAAAGCAUAGUGCGCAAUUUGCUACUUGGGUUUUAUAUAAUUGCUUUCGAUCGAUGAUGUUAUAUUUGAUGUCCGGUUUUGAAUUGGAAUUGUAUGCGGUCCAUGAAUUUUUAUAUAUAUAUUGGUAUCCCUAUGAGCUUUUGAUUGGCUUCAUUGUUUCUGCUUUAACUCGUACUGAGAAUAAUUUGUUGGUUCAAGAAGAAUACGCCGAUCAUCAGAGCAAACUUCAGGCUGGGUCCAAUAGCGGCGGUGGGUCGAGUAAAAAUCGCCCAAAGAAUAAACCAAAGAAGAAUAAAAAGCAACAAAAACCUUAUCGACAGGAGAUUGUCUAUUAUCAUGCUAUGCUUAGCAUGUGUGGCGGAUUUUAUAAGGCGAUAGGUGCUUUAACCAAAGACGGUCGCAUACGACAACCUAUGCCAAAAUUUGACAAUGAAGAGAUACGUUUUAAUCGCCGUUUCGCUCCGUUUGCAAAUCUCACCAGCCCUCCGCCGGUAGGCUAUGAAGAAUUUAAAACCUUUCGCGAGCAUAUGAUGAGACCUCCAUCAUCAGAGAUAUACUCAAUAGCAGCUAAACACUUCAAUCAGGCCCGCAAUGCUUUGGAAUCAAUACAAAAUCCUGAACAAGAGAUUCUCGAUAUGUUGCAAGUGGCUAAAAUUAAUUAUGUCGUAAUGAACGUUUUAGCUAAAGGGCACCAAAAGGAUUUGAAACGUCAACCCGAUUUUGAUUUUAGUAAACAUCGUCAUUUUCCUAUAAUUAAACUUAAUUAAAAUAAUAAUAAUAUCCAUAAA